AUGGCAGACCCAUUCGAGGUGCGCAUGCGAUUUAGUAAUCAGCUUCAGCAUCUCAACGCGUCCGUCGCCUCGGCUCAAAAGGCUACUCAGUAUGCUCUCAAGCAUAGGGAAUUGCACGAGGAUUUGCACUCUUGCAUACUCGAGCAGGUAGAACAGACCAAUAUGAAUAUCCGGGCCAACAUCAUGUAUUUUAUCGAACACUUCCUCGACCAGGCCAGUCGGGAGGGCCAACCAGACUAUGUUCGGAUGAUGCAGCGCGAUAUUAUUCGUGUCGUCGAUGCUGUGGCCCCGGAUGAUGGUUCAGGAGCCGCAAAUGUUAAAGUUGUUCGUAAGGUCCUCCGAGGCUUGCAGGGCAAAGGCUUCCUCGACGAGCAGGUCGCGGCGCAGAUCGAAGACGUUAUCAAAGAGCGCGGGACCAAGGAUCAUGACCUAGGGCUGUCAUCGCCCAUGGAGAGUGCCACCCUGGCAGAGCAGACACCUGUCCAGUCUCACAGCCAGCAGACCAGGCGGCCAACGCCAGCGCGGCUGGACAAACGCCAAGUCGAGCAGCGCAUCGAGGAGGACCGAGAACGACACAAGAGGGAACGUGAAAGCAUAUGGGCUAUUCCCAAGGGCGACGACGCCGAGAUGAACAAGCUCUGGGAGGAGACGAGCGAUUUUGGUGAGGAUGAUGACCGUCUCAUUGCCGAGGAGAGCGCCGACUUUGACACCGAGAUGGAGAUGCAGAUGUGUCAGCAUCUGCGGGCUGCGAAUGGGCAGCACCGAAAAUAA
Messenger RNA from Cordyceps fumosorosea ARSEF 2679, 771 nucleotides. RefSeq names its product CTD kinase subunit gamma. Bases 1 to 771 code for a protein of 256 amino acids. Gene Ontology annotation, cellular component: CTDK-1 complex. The record is from RefSeq and is a predicted model, not a curated record. The transcript is spliced from 3 exons. NCBI's taxonomy places the organism in Eukaryota, Fungi, Ascomycota, Sordariomycetes, Hypocreales, Cordycipitaceae. Gene Ontology annotation, biological process: positive regulation of transcription by RNA polymerase I; positive regulation of DNA-templated transcription, elongation.